This is a messenger RNA of Procambarus clarkii (red swamp crayfish), 9155 nucleotides long. The record is from RefSeq and is a predicted model, not a curated record. Lineage: Eukaryota; Metazoa; Arthropoda; Malacostraca; Decapoda; Cambaridae.
CAGCUGUGACCAGCAGCACGCCCUCGACCCUCGUCAGCAGUACGCCCUCGUCCCUCAGAGGUGAUGGCAGGCGACACAGGGGAUGGCCUCUCCCCGCACGAGGCUCUGCGAGCCCAGGUAGACCGUCUCUGUGAGCAGAUGGAGGCCCUCCUAGAGGAGAACAGGGAGCUAGACGGGGCCCACCAGCUCCCCAUCACGGAGUUCACCCUCAACCCCCGUCGUCUGGCAGCACUCCAGGACCGUCUCGUCCACAAGGAGGUGAGUGUGGUGAGGGAGGUGGAGAGGACGCGGCUCCUGAAGCUGCUACAGUGUCAUCACCUGAAGGAGGCCGCCUGGGAUAACAUGGCCGUCAAGGCCCGCUCCCUCUUCUGUAUUUGUUGUGACGUCAGCGUGAGGAACUACCCGGUGGCGGUGCUGAGACCCGGGGCGUGGCUGGCGGUGGUGGCGGUGGUGCGCAACAGGCUGUGUGAAAUAGAAGCUUUGCGCGAGGCUGCCAAGGGCGAGACCUUAUCCGGACGUGCCAGGAAGCCUGGAAUAUGGAAAAAGGCGUCAAUUGCGGAUGAUUUAAAGCCAUCCGUGGAUGCAGAGGAGCCUUCAACGGACGCAGAGAAGGCUUCAAUAGACGCAAAGAAGUCUUCAACAGAUACAGAGAAGCCAUCAACAGACGCAGAGAAGCCAUCAACAGACGCAGAGAAGCCUUCAAUGGAGUCAGGAAAGUCUUCUACGGACACCGGGAAACCCAUGACGGACGCGGCAAAGAUUCCACUGGACGCGGAAACGCAUUCAGUGGACGAGGAGCAGCUUCCCGGUGGUGAGGGAGCUGUGGGCGAGAGCGAGGACAUGGAACUCCAUCUUGGAGAGGCGGAGUAUCGAGAGCUGCUCUACCCGCAGCUGGAGCUCACCUGCAGGGAGCGGGUCGAGAGGCAGCUGGUCCUCAUAAGGUUCAUGAUGCGACGCGUGCAGGAGGCCUUCAACGCCAGGUUCGACGCCGUCCAUCACAGGAAGGGCAGAGUCAUCGAAGAGGUCCACAGACUCUCCGGGAAGCGUCACCAACUUAAGGAGGAGCUGGCGAGGCUGCGGACGGAGGAAGGCGCCAAGAGUCGAGGCCACAGUGCUAGCAGCAGCAGCAGGGAGGCCUCUGAAGCAGCCAUGACCCCCACCCUCCUCCAGAAGGAGGACGAGGACGAAGAGUACGAGCCGUCGUGGGUACCCGAGGAGACCCCGGAGCUGAUGCUGGAGGUCCACGACUCAGAGGUGAGCAGGGAGGAGUGGAGUGACGAGGGCACUCGUGAGGGCGUCCAGGGCAGCAGGAGUGUCACUGACGACCACUCACCAGGAACCCCCACCACCCAUGAGGCCUGGACGGAAGCCCGACCUUUCUUGUCAGGAAGCCUACCGUCCCAAGCUGAGACGGGCGAGACCACCACCACGCCCGUCUUCCAGACGCAGCGGCCACGGGAGGAGUGGACGUGGGCGGAGGCGCGGGCGUGGCGGGAGUGGCAAGCAGGCCAGGAGGAGGAGGCCAGACGGAGACGCGCCCACGCCACCACCCUCAGCCUCCAGCUGGAGAGGAUCACCCCAGCCAUCACUAGUCUGCUGCAGGAGUUCGACAGUCAGGUGCUGAGCUUGGUGGAUGCGAGGGUCUCGACCGACGAGGCGUUGCUCCUGUACCAGCUGGUCACAGUAAGACUACGCCACCGCCUCGCCCGCCAAGACCACCUCAACCACACCCUCACGGAUCUCCAGCUCCGUCGCCAGCAGGUUGAGGAGCGGGUGGAACAGGUGGAGUCUGAAACGGAGAACACCCGCAGGGAGGAGGCGAGAGCGAGAGCCAAACAAGAGCGCCUGCAAGAGCAGCUGAAGGAGGAAGAGGUGGCCUUGAAGAGGGCUAUUAUUAACCUGCCAAUCGAUCAGUACAACUACCUCCUGACCUUCUACAGCAAGCGAUCGCUGAGCUGUGGUCGUCACCUGGACCUGCCCAGUGCCAGAGGAGAAGGGGUAUCGACACCCCACACCCCAUCCACCCCCCUGAGCCCUGCCACGGCCGCCUCACCUGCCUACACCCCUGAGAGAGGUGGGACGCGACGAGGAAGUGCCAGGCCCUCUAGACCCCCCAGCGGCGCCUCCCACAGCGAUGACCUGCGACCUCUCGACGACCUCAGGCUGGGGGAGGAGACAAUGCCGGAGGGUCUCGCCGGAGGCACCAGGACCUGGAGACAGUUCCUCCGUUACCGUCGGCGCCGCCAAGACCUGCUGGAGGAGGCCGAGGAGGCCGCAGCGAAGAGAACCUCCGCCACGGCCCAUCUCCAGGUUUUGGACGUCCGCCAUCAGGCGCUCCUUCAGGAGGCGAUGGAGCUUGAGGAGGAAGCCUCGAGUACCAGCCGCGACCUGAUGCUCCUGGACGAGGACAUGGAGCUGGUGUUGAUCCUCAGGAGCGGACAGGUCAAGGUGGACCUCGACCUCACGACGGAGACGUUGCAGCCGGAAUGGAGCAGCACACAGCUGGUGCAGCUGGAGGAGCUGCAGCGUCUGGAAGCCACUGCUGAGAAGUGUGGAGACAUGGAGAGAGGUGGAGGUGGUGAGAGUGUGGAGGUGGAGGCGCUGAGGACACUUCGAGGACAACUUCAGCUGGAGGUGGAGCUCGCCCGUCAGGACCUCCAGCAGAUGAACACCUUCAAGGUGGGCCGUGACGUGAUGGCUGCGGCGACCAAUGCGGUGGGCGGAGGAGCACAACAAGACCCCUCGCAGCUCUACGCCUCCCUCCAGCGCCUUCAGAAGCUGCACGGGGAGCAGGCCGGGGGCGUGGAGGCUGUCUGCAGCAGGCUGGAGCGUAAGGUUGGUCUCUCCCGCCGCAAGGUGACGGGCCUCCAGCGCCAGGUUGACGCCCUGGCCGGGGAGAUCGACGAACUGCAGACGCAGGUGGCCCUGGCCCAGCCGGAGGCCCAGCUGGCCAAGAGAGAGAGCAGGCUUCGGCGAGUGAUGGCUUGUAGUGAGCUGAAGGCUCAGGUCCGCCGCCGCCAGUCCACCAUGCUGGACCUCGAGCAAGAGCUGGACACACUCCGCCUCCGGACCUUCCCCAUGCUCUGCCGCCCUCCUCAGACGCCCAGACCCUCCUCCCGCAAGUAGAUGUUCAUUGUGGUGCUCCGAUAAGGUCAGUAGACGUCUGGCGUGGUACUGACACGCCUAGUUAAGCUCUUGGACGAUCCGAUAAGGCAACUAGCCAUUGUUCACAUUGUUCUGGGAGGCUCCGAUCACAAGUAGACGCAUAGUGAGGCCCAGGAGUGCUUAAGGGACGAGUGACGAUGAUUGAGGCGGGGACCAAAGAUCCAAAGUUCAACCCCUGCAAGUACAACUAGGUGAGUAACGAAGUAAGCGGUUAGUGCUAAAUCGAGCGCUAAACACAACUUAAAAACAAAAAAGCCGCACUUAAGUCAGUGAGUGAGCUUAUGAGCAAACAGACUCUGUCAAAAAUCCAAAGGUAAAACAAAUGUUACUUUAAUAAAACAAACAUAAAACGUAACACCUGCAACACACCUGUCUUGCACAUGUUAAAUAACGACACAAAAAAUGAAACAUAAAGAUAAACACAGAUUGUAACUCGUGAAUAACUCGGACUUGCGCACAACAAUAAUACAAUAAAAUAAAGUUAUAUUACCAGACCCACGAAUCUUAAUAGACUGCCUCUGGCCAGUGUCUUAAGACCAGGGGAUUUUCGACCUUCACCAGACCCAAUUGAUCCAAUAUCAGUUGCUGUCUGGUGGCUACACAACCUUACGGGCUAUUCAUGCCCGUGCCACCUCUUGGGUGGCUUAAUCUUUAUGAAUUCGCUACACAACCCCAGACACCAUCUAGCACCCCGCGCUCCGAAAUUAAUAUAUAUUACAAAUAAAUAUAAAUUUAUAUAUAUUAUAUAACAUUAUAUAUUAUACAAUAUAACAAUUUAAAAAAAUGGAAGUAUGUUAAUUAACAUGAGCAGUGAGCCCACAACACCCAUGUCAUUGUUGAUUAAAUUCAGAAAUUAACGUAAAUCUAGAGAGAAUUGUCAGGGGAAAGCACCAAGCCAUUACGACUAUAUAGCACUGGGAAGGGGUCAGGAUAAGGAUUUGGGAUGUAACGGGACGGGGGGAGGGAAGGAAUGGUGCCCAACCACUUGGACGGUUGGGGAUUGAACGCCGAUCUUCAUGAAGCGAGACCGUUGCUCUACGGUCCACCCAAAGUAGUGGGACUAAAUCUGGAGCCGAGGCAUGUUUGUGGGCGAGCCACUACACACGCCACCUACAACUCGCACCAAAGUAGUAAUAAACUUGAAUGAACAAAUCCCCAAGGGCCGUGAUAAGGUUCGAACCCACGUCCAAGAGAAUCCCAGACGCGCCUUAAUCGACUGUGCUACGACGUUAUGUAGUAAUAAACCUUUUUUCCACAGACCUUCCACACAUGUUAUCUCUCAGAAUGUUUGGUAAUAUGUUUAUUGUUUGUGAUGUGUGUCUAUGUAUGUAUUAACACGAUGUACUGAACGGGGUGAGAAUAGCUUGAGCAACCUCAUCCCUUUGUGUGUAUUUUACAUCAAUAAACUUAUUUCAAUUUCAAUUUCAAUUCCACACAUGACGCGGCUCAUCUUAUCAAGCCUUACAAUACUGACCAGCGCCUCAAUGUCCGAUAGUCUAUAUACCUAGGUGGAACUUUCUCAAGCGAGGUAAUACAACUGUGGACCCACACACCCGGCCACACUACAGCUCAAUUCACUGUUUUGAAAACGCUGCAAGAAUGAGAGUUUUGUUUUAGAUUCAGUUACUGGGAACAAAAAAGUUCCAAGUAGCACGGGCUAUGGUGAGCCCGUCGACAAACAGAGAAUGAGAGGUUCAUCUAAACGCCGAUGGCUUCGUGUUCAUCAUAUUAAUCACCCAUCUACCCGAAAUACUUUACGUUCUGGUGGUUUGGAAGAAUGUAAUAAAACCAUUGUCGUGUAUUCUCACAACCCAAUGUACCUUCUUGUAUAUAAAUUAAUUCAUUAAUUAAUUUGGCUAUAGAUAUAAUUUACAAAAUAUAACUGAGUCCCCUUAAAAUAACAUUUUCUUUUAUAAAACUAAAAUUUGACAUAGAAAACGAACCGUGAGAAACGAAGCAAACUUUAAAAUACCUGAUUUACCUGAGGGUCACUAACUCUAGUGGCCUCGACGAGGACAGGAAACCGGCGGCUUGUCGAAUACAAGCUAUUUUUAUUUUAUUCCCAGCCUCAGUUUCCUAUUGUCAGUGGACAAGAAGCCUGUUAGGCUUACCUAGGCCCCCCCCCUAGGUCAGGUGGGCCUAUUCCUAACGCUACAAUAAUAAAAAAGAGCCGAAUUACGCUAGUUUGAAAUCACAAUUGCACAAAAAUCACAAUUGCGUGAUGCAUAAAAAAAAGGCAGGCAGCGUCUGGGAUGCUCUCGGACGUAGGUUUGAAUCCUCGUCACGGCCCUUGUGGAUUUGUUCAUGAACAUCAAUAAAAACCAAUAAUGGGCAGCUGGAAAACAUGCACAUAUUAGGAUCACAUAAGAAACCAAUAAUAAACAGUUCGAGUUAUCAGUGCAGUUUAGAGCAAUGGUUUAGAAUUUGUCAAAAGCCUUCUAUAUAUAUUUCUUGAGCACGAUAUUGCAUUGUUGAUGAGCUCAUUAGCCUGGUGAAAUUGAAAUUGAAAUUAAAAUAAGUUUAUUGAGGUAAAAUACACACAAAGGGAUGAGGUAGCUCAAGCUAUUCUCACCCCGUUCAGUACAUCGUGUUAAUACAAACAUUCUGAGAGAUAAACAUAUACAUUUCCACUUAGCCUGGUGAACCCGUUUGUUCCUGAAGCCUUGCUCUCCCAUGUUACGGGUUUGUUCAUAUUUCAUGAACUUCAUCAGUAUGUAGGCCAUAAUUUGUCUCUAAUAAUUUGUCUGAUGCUUCUAAGCAGAGAAAUGAGUCCUUAAGUUUGUAGUUUGUUUUGUCACGGCUUAGGAGUUAAUCCGACAGGUCAUUUAUAUGUCAUGUGGAAAGUAGUCCCCAGUCCUUGACUGUAUUUAAUGUUUGUGUGAAUUGAUUAUUAUUCUUGUUGUUAUAUUCCUCACAAGUAUAGUUAUUAUUGGAGUGUUUUGCUCUUUAAGCUUCGAUCUAAUUGUUCUUCAGGUCAUCUAAGAUAGAUAUGUGGUUUAUCAGUUGAUAUUCAUUGUGAAAAACUAGAGUUUUUCACUAUACAAUCAAGUGAAAACUAGAGUUUGUGAUGGUUGCAGGUGAUGAUGUAUCUUUAGGAGCCGUGUUCUUCCCCACAGAUAUAAACACAGCCACCUGGUGAAUAAUCUCGGUAAAAACAUCCUUUCUGGCCAGGCUCUCGUAAUCUUACAGCGCACGUCCCCCCCCCUCUCCCCACCUUGGAAACCCCCUCCCUCUCCCUCAGCAAUCAUACCCCCCCCCCCCCCCUCCCUCAGGCAUCCAUCAUCCCCCUCCCUCAAGCAUCCAUCAUCCCCUCUCCCUCAGGCAUCCACCAUCCCCCCCCUCCCUCAACCAUCCACCACCCCCACCCCUCCAUCAACCAUCCACCACCCCCCUCAACCAUCCACCACCCAUCUCCCUCACUCUCCACCUCGCUCCUCACACAGCUCACCAGCCGUUUUGUGAUAUGGAUAAAAUAACUUUCUCAUUUAUACAAAUAUAUUGUUAAAUAUGAACUUACAGUAAUGUAGACCUGUGCUUCCUCGUGACAUUAACAGUGCAAGUUAAAUUAUUUACGGUGCCAGAGGAACCCCCGCAACUUAUAAAUGAAUUACUUGAAUCAAAAUUGGUUGUACAUUAACUAUUGAUAGUGUACAAGGUUUCCUGUCUCCUCUGGAGACCCCAUGCGCCGCCACUACACCACGAUGACUCAAGACUAGUCCUGGGCUUUACAUGCGAUACCAGGUGUUGUAAUACACCAUCUGGCGGACACAGGGUGACCGAGUGACCCUACCAUGAUAGCCUUAUGAACAGUGAAGUACGUCUUCCACCAGUAGCCUUUGAACUUAUAAUACGCAUGAGAUCGAGAGCAUCACUAAUGCACGUUAACUAACAGUUGCCCCAUUGUCUGGAAUCUAUUAUAUAUAGAGAGAGAAUGCAUGAUGCAUGAUUGUAUGUGUGUCUCUCCAAGGUUGGAGGCCAGAUGUUUGGUGCUAGCCUCACCCAACUUUGUAUGGUGAAGGGUCUGGGAUACAGGACAGACAUAGGUUGUUCGUAUUCGGUACUAUUGGUCCUAUUAAGAGAGGUGUCGGUUUGAAAGGUGGCUGGUAGAGUCCUUGGAUUUCGAUGAACGAGAAUUCAUAAUAAUACUGAUGACAUGGCCCUGUUACAAUAUAACUAACCAUCCUAUGUAAUGGGAAUAUUUAGCAUCACGUAGCUAGCUCAUGGCACACUCUGUACUCCCCUUCAUAUAGUCUAGGAUGACUGUACAUAUACAGAUGUACUUAAAUGUGUUAAUAAUAAUAAUUUGUAUUAAAAAUAUACAGAACAUGAUGUAGGAUUUUAUUAAUUGUUACAGGGGUAUGUAUAUUUAAUAAGGCCACUAAUACAUAUAGCGUCUUGCCCAUAAUUUAAAAUAAUUCAGUUAAAUUAUUUAUAGGUUUGAUGGCGUAAACACUUAAUAAUAAACGAGAAGUAAUCUAACUUAGAAAUUGUUCAAGAAAUUUAGCCAAAUAAAUGCAGCUUUUAAAGAGGGUGUGAUAUAAAAAUAAUUAGGGAACAAUUGAUUGUCAUCCGCCUUCAAAGCCCUCUAUCACAGUAGUCUACAUCCUCGGCUCAACGAAGAAUUCCGAGUUCGAACCUCGGGCGAGGCAGAGAUAGUUUAGCACGUUUUCUUUCACUUGAUGCCUCUGUUCACCUAGCAGCAAAGAUAUUCAAGCGUUUUGCACCUGUUGUUGCAGGUGCAAUUAUUACUAGGUUGCAUCCUAGUAAUAAACCGAAACAGUUUGUUCCUCAACAAUGGGAACCAUGCGCGUAGUGGACGACCCAGAUAGGCUGCAGGAAUAGGUGGAUAAGUGGCUACUAGAGUUUAAUCCCACAAAAUGAAAAUUAAUAAUAUUUGGGAGAAGGGAUAGAAAGGACAUGAGGGUUUACAAGGAAGGUAUUGUCAGACCCGGGAGUGAAUGCAACACCAGCCUUCACACUAGACACACACAAAUUAAAUUAAAUUAUUUUUUGUAUUCAGGAAAAGGACAUACAUAGAUGAAGAGUUACAAACAUAAUGUUGGAUUUAUAGAUAGAGUUAGUACGCACAAUACCUAAAGCCACUAAUACGCACAGCGUUUCGGGCAAACGCCUAGCCCAUCCAAGCAGAAUGGGGCCCAUUGCAACAGAAUAUUGAACAUUCCAACACAUAUUGAAGCCCACUCCAACAGAAUACUCAGCUUAUAUUGGCCCAGUCCAAUAGUAUACAUCUCCAGCAUGGAACCCACACCUGCUAAAGCACAGAUAGAAAUUAAAAGUGAUAAAGAUAUUUGCCGCAAGACAGGUACCAGAUAUAAGAGAAAUGCUUGAUGAGGACUUGCUAAGUUAAAUGAAACUAUAGAUAUUACAAUAGAGGACAUGAUGCGACAUGAUCACAACAUGCACGAUACUGACCAGAAUAGACAAAAUGAAUAUAAAUAAUCUUUUCCGGAUGAAGAACAAUAGUACGAGGGAACACGGGGAAAUGCCAAGAAAUACUGAUAUAAAGUGAGAGUAGUAAACAAGUGGAAUGAAAUUGAAUCAAUGGUGGUGGAAGCUGCCACCAGUCACAGCUUCAAGAGCAAGGGUGACACCAUUGGAAAAUUGGGAUGUAUAAAUGCAUCACCAGGUGCCAUAGCUAUGAGGCAGGGCUUGGGAGCUGAAUCUCGCUUUCUGUAGGCGCAACUAGGCAAGAACACGCAAUAUUGUUCUUCAUGAAAAUAACAAUAAUAUUGUUUAUUAUAUCUCGGGUUUCUACGUCACCCCCCUCCCCACCCCCUCUGUUAUUAAUAUUUUGGGUUUCUACGCCCCCCCCACCAUCUCCCUGCAUACUCCAUGCAUUAGUUACCGGGCGGGUGAACACCUGUGGGUCAGUGGGACAGUGCAUAUAAGGCGAGGCUUGAGGUGAAGGAGUCACUUGUGGAGCGACUGACUGCUGAAGCACAAUUGUUACAAGCCCCAACAACUCUAUA